Molecule: messenger RNA, 5751 nt
Organism: Rhineura floridana
Lineage: Eukaryota; Metazoa; Chordata; Lepidosauria; Squamata; Rhineuridae
Gene: SLC35E1
Product: solute carrier family 35 member E1
Exons: 6
Coding region: 185-1456 (423 amino acids)
Cellular component (GO): Golgi apparatus
Molecular function (GO): antiporter activity
Source: RefSeq, a predicted model, not a curated record
GACUUCCGUAGCCGGGCCGCCUUCCGCUUCCGGCGGCAAAGAGCGGAAGUGAUGCGUCCCCGGGAGCAGGGAGCGAGCGGGUGACGCGAGGCGAGGCGGCGCCCCCAACCCACACCACUACCCCCAGCAGCAGCAGCAGCAGCAGCAGCAGCAGCGCAAGGGGGCGACCCGGACGCCGCUCAGGAUGGCGUCUGCGCCUCCGCCGCCCGCCCACCCGCUGCCUCCUCCGCAUCCCCCGCCCCCUUCCCCGCCGGGCGCGUCCCCGCGGCGAGGCGCGCCUUCCGCCCCGGCUCGUCCCCGCCCUCCCGCUCCGCGCCCGGAGUUGCUGCGCGUGCCCGCGCUGUGCCUGGCCUGGUACGCGCUGAGCGCGGGCGGGAACGUAGUGAACAAGGUGCUGCUGGGCGCGUUCCCGCGACCCGUGACGGUCUCGCUGUGCCACGUGCUGGGCCUGGUGGCGCUCCUGCCCCCGCUGCUGCGCGCCUGGCGCGUCCCCGCCGCCAGCCCCGCCCAGCUGCCCCCGCGCGCGUACCCGCGCGUCAUCCUCCCGCUCGCCUUCGGCAAGUACCUGGCCUCCGUCUCCGCCCACGUCUCCCUCUGGAGGGUCCCCGUUUCCUACGCCCACACCGUUAAGGCGACGAUGCCUAUCUGGGUAGUCCUGCUGUCGAGAAUCAUCAUGAAGGAAAAACAGACAACCAAGGUGUAUCUAUCCCUCAUCCCCAUCAUCGGUGGAGUCCUGUUGGCCACAGUCACAGAGCUGUCUUUCGACACGUGGGGGCUCAUCAGUGCUCUGGCUGCGACCCUGUGCUUCUCCCUCCAGAACAUUUUCUCUAAAAAGGUGUUGAGAGACUCACGAAUACACCAUCUCCGGUUGCUGAACAUCCUUGGGUGCCACGCUGUGUUUUUUAUGAUCCCAACGUGGGUCCUGGUUGAUCUCUCUUCCUUCCUUGUUGAGAACGACUUGAGUUCAAUGGCACACUGGCCGUGGACCAUCCUCCUGCUGGCUAUCAGCGGCUUCUGCAACUUUGCUCAGAAUGUCAUUGCUUUCAGCAUCCUCAACCUCAUCAGCCCACUGAGCUACUCUGUUGCAAAUGCCACGAAACGAAUCACAGUGAUCAGCGUCUCCCUGAUUAUGCUUCGCAACCCUGUGACCACCACCAACGUGCUGGGGAUGAUGACAGCCAUCCUGGGCGUCUUCUUGUAUAACAAGACCAAGUAUGACGCAAGCCAGGAGGUGAAGAAGCGGCUCCUUCCCAUCACAACGGGGGACCUUGCCAGCACGGAGCGACACUGGAGCACCCCGGAGAAGGCCCAGAAUGGACUGAGCUCCUUCAUGCACCACCAGGGCGGGGACUUCCAGUACGGCAACAGGGGUGGGGGCAACGUCCUGGUGGAUCACUUGCAGAGCGGCUGGCAGAACCACCCCGCCCUGUACAGCUCCAGCCGCUACGACAUCUAGCGGAGGGCUCCGUCUGGGCUGGCCUGCGCAGACUAUGCGGACAACUGUGAGAAACUGGGGUUCUUUUCCCACCCUCCCAGUGGUGUGUUGCUGGGACUCCUGAGGAACAGCCAGGAGGAGGGGAGGAAGGUCUGUGCGUGAGGAGGAGGAGGAAGAUGGCUGUGGAGCAGGGCCCUGCGUGCUGAGCAACUCUGCUCAAGGAAGCAGCUGCUGCUGAGGCGGGUGAAGACAAUGGCUGAGCAGGAGCCCAGCGCUCCAGCCUGGGCCUCUGUGGUUGCCAGGCACCCCCGAAUCUGUCAGCAGCCUGAUGGUGGCAGAAGAUGGGGCCAACAUUUCCUCUUCCCUUCUCCCCUUUGGAGUUUUUUCCCCCAGUUUCAUUCUGUCUUUUUUCCCCUUUGUCUUUUAAGUUAUGCCAGCCUUUGCCAACAUGGAGCCCCCCAGAGGGAGGGUCCAGGAUGGCGAAGACUGAGCGAUACACUUGCUUUCAAAGUGCGAUUUGCAAAAAGCAGCUUUCUCUCUGUCCAUUUGUUUUCCUUGUGGAGAGGAGGAGGAAGUAGUUUGUUGAAUCCCUUCGCAGUUGUGCGAUUGUGUGUGUAAGCAUCUGCGUGGCUUUGGCUCUGGCUUGUAGCGCUGUGAGGAGUUGCCGAGAGAGAGGGCUGCUUUCAACUCAGUGUUGGCUCAAGCCUAGGAAAGAGCACUUAACUUGUUUAAAAAUAUAACAAUCAUGUCCCAACAGGUAAUAUGUGACAAAUUUAAGUAUGGAUUUGAAAUGUUUUCCCCUGCCUGCUUUUUAAAUCAUGAGGUCUAGAAACCUUUUUAAUGACCCCUUCUUCCACGGGCAGUAAGAUGCACACACACAGUAAAGUCGCUCAUUUAGAAAAGGGAUUGCUCGGUGUAACAAAGUCUACUAAGUCAUGUUGUGCAGUGGAGAGAAGACUUCAGAGUUGGCUAGGUUUUCUCGUCACCCAUUUUACAAGACCUUUUCCACUCCUAAAUAUGUUCCACAGUGGGUACGUUUGUCUAUCCUGAUGUUAAAUGUGGGCAUCCAUUUUUUAAUUUGCACAUAAUAGUUCAUACCAUUUCGUCACAUUCCCCCCCUCCCCUCCAUUUCUCUCCUUUUCUGGGUUGUGGAGCUGGAACAAUCUCUUGCUGUUGUGUGCAGGGAGCGCCUCGGUGGUGGUUUUUGCUCAUGUGGGUUUGCAAUCAUGUUGCUGGUUUGGCCAAGCUGAGAAAGGCCGGGGCUGGGCAGCCAGAAAGGCAGCUGCGGCUUUGGGUCAGGAGCCCAGAGGCUUUGAGGCAACUUCUCUCUCCUUCAGGACUCUGUUCUGGGGGCAGUUUUGUCUCUGAAGCAAGCAGGAUAAUUGUUUUCAUGCCUUCCCUGUUGGUUGGUUUGGUUUUCUUUCUGUAAAUGCUCCCCCACCCUGGCUCUACGACAGCAAAGCUAAAUCCCAUCCAGAGCGCUGAUUUCUCCCUGGCGAUUUGCCCGGGGAGAUUGGGGUGGCUGCAGUUUAGGGAGGGAAGAAGAGAAGGCCUUUCUGGCAGCGGAGGGAGCUGCUGUUUGAGGGGGCAAUGCUGAAAGCGGGAGGCGGAGGGGCUGCUGAGGAAAGACUAUGGCUCUGAUGCAGGGAGUGGCCAACGUGGAGCCCACCAGAUGUCGUUGUUGGACUCCAACUCCCAUUAAGCCCCAGCCUGGCCGCUGGUCGAGGAGGAGGAUGAAGAUGGGAACUAUAGCCUGGCAACAUCUGGAGGGCCUGAAACUUGCUGGCUGCCCCUGCCUUGAUGUGUCCCCUGGGCUUGCCACAAGGCCCCAAAGUGGCCGGUUCAAAGAAAUGGUGCCUGACACCAUCGCUGCAGCCUGCCUGGGCUUACUCACUUCUGUCUCUGAUAAGACUUCAGUGUUUGCACCGGCCGGAAGACGACGAGGCAGAGGGCGAGGGGUGGCUUUGAUCAUGGUUGAAACUUAUUUAAUUUCUUCUUUAAAAAAAUUGAGGUGAAACAUUCACCCACUUCUCCCCCCCCCCAAAAAACCCCAUUUGUUGAAUUGUAAGCAGGUUGGAUGCCACUGUAGAUGUCCAAGGAAGCUGGACUCAAAAGGGACCCUUGAGUGGACGCAGCCACCCAGCUAAAGCGAGCGUGAGGCUGUGUCUGGAGACUGAGCAGGUGGCUGGGCUGGAAUCCGCUACAGGUGGAGGUCCCAAAUGGGGAUCCAAAGUUAGAAACGGAGAGGACUCCUUUUUAAAAUCAGCUUCCAAAAUGCUCUCCAGCAGCUUUAGAGAGAAACAGCUCCUGACAUCUGUCUCGUUCACACAGGAACAGGAGAUGCUCACGGUUUUGUCCUUCCACAUCGUUGUAAACGUCCUUCCAGUCUCCUUUGCUGGUGUGAUGUUCGGGAGCGAUAAACCGUUUGGACCCUUUGAGAGGGGAGGCACUGGCGCGGAAGGGAAGAGGAGCCAGGACCACGAGUCCUCACUGCCUUUUUGUCCCAAGGCAAAUUUUGUCACCCUUGCUUCUUUCCACGGCGUCAGCCUAGAAUGGAAGCUUGACUGGGUUCUCUCCCUGCAGUUUCUCACGGCUCUUCCUUCCACCUGUGGCCAUUCUUAGCCACUGUUAGGGCCAGUGAGCCUCCCCUCCCCUCCAUGGACAUCCCUGCUUCAGAAAGCUGAGAAACUUGCCAUUCACAGCUCAUCUCCCCCCCACACCUGUAGGCCUAGCGGGUGGGUGGGGGAAGUCUUAAGAACUGCUUGGCUGUGUGACUUGACCCUGACAUUAUGCCAAGGAUGUGAUCCGAUCCCUUGGCUCCCAAAAAUCAAAGUUUUUGUACUGUCCAAACAACAAGGGCUCAUUUUCGCAACCCAGUGAAACGAUCUGGUUGUUACAUCUACGCUCUGCCUGCUUCCCACACCCGUUUGUCUUGGGAGAAGCUGACUGGGAAGCCAAGUUGACUGUUUGUCAGUGUGUAAGGGUGUGGGAGGUGGGGAGGUGCGACUGAGCUGUUGUAUAUAUGUAGCUGGGGAUCUUGUGUAAUGUUGCUGUUUUCUUGGUUUUAAUUGUGUUGUAAAACUUCUGUAACUUCCCCCAUAGAAGCCAAACAAUCACCUGGGACAGCAUUAGAAGAAAAGAAUCAUCAUAAUCUGCUUUUUAAGUCUAAGCCUUCAACAGAGGAACAUGUUUUUUUAAAUUAACUGACCUUUAUCAUCGUCCCCUUUCCUUUCCCUGCUCAUGUAAAGGGUUUGGAAGGCAAACUCUUGCCUGCCUCUGCAGCUGCUUGCAGAAUUCACCUGUGGCCUUUUUUGGCAAAUGCCAGGGUGGUCGAAGGUGACCUGGGAGGCUUGCAAACACUGGCGCAUGCCUUGGGAAGGGGGUUGGUAGGCUGUGCUGGGUUCGUGAGCAGUUCACAGGGCCUGCCGUGAAGGGAGCACAGUUCGUUCAUAGCCUCCUUUGAGUGCAGUGCCUCUCGAAGGUGCACAGAGGAGACCAGGGGGAAAACGCAUCAUCAACUAGGGCGGAGAGAGGCCUAGAGUGGGGUCACCUUGUCAAGCUCUGGGCAUCUUCAGUGAAUACGUUGCUGGAGUUCCACUUUGCUCAUAUUUGCGUGGGCAAACAAAAUGUUUAGGUUCCAGCUGCCUGUUCAGAAACACAUUCAGUGUGCACAUUUGGCACUCUUGACAAGUUGGGUCCUGCCUGUCUGCAAACACUUCCUUUCUAGCCCUGCAGCCUGGACUCUUCUCCUCUGGAGGGAGCUGGCAGCCCUUGUUCAAAAUGUUGGUGGUUCUGAGGAGGAAAAGAGCAGUCAGAGCAGCCUUAAAGUUGUUUCUGUGCCCCCCCCCCAAAUACACUUCAGGAUGUGUUGUCAGUCUCUUGCCCCUCCUGAAAAGAGCAACCUUCCACAACCUGGUUUCCUCCAGAUGUUUAGGACUACAACUCCCAUCAGCCCAUGCUGGCUGGGGCUGAUGGGAGUUUGCAGUCCAAAAGAUCUGGAGGGAACCUCAUUGGGAGGAAAUUGGGCUAGAUUAGAGUCUCAACAAUCUGUAAAUGCUAUUGACAAUUUCUGGAGAACUAUUUAAAUUUGGUCAAUAGGUGUGGAUGUGUGUGUAUAUAUGUGUGUGUGUGAGUGAGAAAGAGAGACCCUUCUGUCCCAAGUAAGGUGAAUUUUUAAAUUUAACUUGUAAUGUACAGGAACCAUGGAUUUUUCUUUUUUAAGCCUGUGAACAUAAAAAAAAGUUAAAAUGGAAAGAGUGUGUUGUAAUUAUGCUUUUAAAAUAUUGAAAAUGUAAAUAAAGCUGCAAGAAUUGAAA